Molecule: messenger RNA, 396 nt
Organism: Sphenostylis stenocarpa
Lineage: Eukaryota; Viridiplantae; Streptophyta; Magnoliopsida; Fabales; Fabaceae
Source: the annotation of a GenBank genome assembly
AUGGCAACAAUAGCUGGUGGUGUCAGUCUUUCAAGCCCUGCCAGAGUAUUUGCUAAUGCCAAGGGAUCGGACUCAGCGCAAAAGGCCCAGGCAAUUAGCUUUCCGCUCUCUAGGCCCAUACAAAAGUGGCCCGGGUUGGUUGGGGUGGCGAAGAACUGGCCCAUUCGCGCAACGCCGGAGAAGAUAUCGGACAAGGUGGAGGAGAGCAUAAAGAGCGCGGAGGAGACGUGCUCCGGAGGUGGGGGUGACGCGGAAUGUGCGGCGGCGUGGGAUGAGGUGGAGGAGCUGAGCGCGGCGGCGAGCCACGCGAGAGAGAAGCAGAAGCAGGCUGACCCACUGGAGAACUACUGCAAGGAUAACCCGGAAACCGAUGAGUGCCGCACAUAUGAUAAUUAA